Messenger RNA from Penicillium angulare, 948 nucleotides. RefSeq lists its product as uncharacterized. Gene Ontology annotation, molecular function: glycosyltransferase activity. The record is from RefSeq and is a predicted model, not a curated record. Bases 1 to 948 code for a protein of 315 amino acids. Lineage: Eukaryota; Fungi; Ascomycota; Eurotiomycetes; Eurotiales; Aspergillaceae. The transcript is spliced from 2 exons. Gene Ontology annotation, biological process: protein N-linked glycosylation.
AUGAACUCCACUUUGUGUCACCCAUGGGAUGAUGCCAUCUUGCGCCUGUGCACAAGGCCACGGUCCUGCAUAUUACUCGAAACAAAAAGACAUAUUUAUGCUUUUGCUAUCAGACUGCAUAGGACCGAGAAAGACCAUAACGACAAUUUUGAUACCGAAUAUCUAAGUAUUCGGACGCUUUUAUAUCAAUUGCUUCAUGCACCAACCACCAAGUUGCGAAAUCCUGUUCCAGUCGUUGUACUGGUCAAUCAACACGUGCGAGAGAGCAAGCGCCAAAGACUUCGAGAGGAUGGGGCCACUGUUGUCGAAGUUGAAGGCAUCCCUGAAGGUCGCUGGGGCGAUAUGGCAACCAAGCUGCGCAUUUUCGAUCCCACAGUGGUCCCUUACGACAAGCUCCUUUUCAUGGAUGCCAGCACAGUUUUAACUCAUCCGAUUGACAAAAUCUUCGACGACCUGAGUUCUGUACUAACUGAAAUUGAACAUAAUUCGCAGAUGACUUCAGAAGAUGAGAGUGUACUGCCUAAGAAGUUUGUCAUGGUAGCAUCGCCUGUGACGGCGACAGACUCCGAUACUCCAGACUCAGCACAAGUAUCAACUCUAUUCUGCAACGGGCUGUUCAUGUAUUCACCAUCCACCGACUUGUUUCAAUAUUAUCGAGGACUGCUCGGCCAAUCCGGUCUGUUUAAUGCGGAUGAGGAGGGUCAUGAUCUGCUGAAUUAUGCCCAUCGUCGAGGAGGACCUAUGCCCUGGAAAAGCCUGCAUGGCUCAUGGUAUCUGAAUUGGCCGGGGGACAAUGACUUGUAUGGAAAUACACCACUAUUGCAUAGCAAGUGCCAGGCUCGAGAUGGCGAAUACUCAUAUUUGCGUAAUGCGGUGGAUAGAUAUGCCCAGGCACGGAGAUGGACGAUGGAAGGCUUUUGGAUUGCAGAAGCAAAAAGGUCUACAUAA